This is a messenger RNA of Cryptomeria japonica (Japanese cedar), 1315 nucleotides long. Its product is annotated as vacuolar protein sorting-associated protein 32 homolog 2. NCBI's taxonomy places the organism in Eukaryota, Viridiplantae, Streptophyta, Pinopsida, Cupressales, Cupressaceae. The record is from RefSeq and is a predicted model, not a curated record. The transcript is spliced from 7 exons. Gene Ontology annotation, biological process: late endosome to vacuole transport via multivesicular body sorting pathway; vesicle budding from membrane. Gene Ontology annotation, cellular component: ESCRT III complex; multivesicular body; cytoplasmic side of plasma membrane. Bases 303 to 968 code for a protein of 221 amino acids.
AUUGACUUCAACUUUCGAGCUAAACCAGGGGUAGAACGAGACGGGAAAAGUAAUCUUCUCCGAAGGAACCCCGAAAUUUCCCUCAACCAUUUUGUCAGUCUUGAAUGACGGCAAGUGGCGCAAGUACUGACGCUAGAAUUGCACUUUUUCAUCUGAAACUCAUGUCUGUUUCAUUUGUCAAAAUUCAACCGAUCUGAGGAAUUAUACGCAGGUUUAUAGCGUAUGUUGGCCCAAAUUACACGCUCAACAUUGAUCGAGAGAAUAAUUAGUUUUGAUUGAGUGGAGAAUUGCAGUGGUUGAAGAUGUUCAAGAUGUUUAAGAAGCAGAGGGAGGAGCCCUCGGCCAUCUCCUCCAUAGACAAACUAAACGAGACUUUGGAAAUGCUGGAGAAGAAAGAGAGAGUUUUGCAGAAAAAAAUCUCCACAGAGAUUGAGAAAGCUAAGGAGUUCACACGGGUCAAAAAUAAGAGGGCUGCAAUUCAAUGUUUAAAGCGGAAAAAAUUGUAUGAAACACAAGUGGAGCAACUUGGUAACUUCCAGUUACGAAUACAUGAUCAGAUGAUUAUGCUGGAGGGGGCAAAAGCAACAACGGACACUGUAGAUGCUCUCAGAACAGGAGCAUCUGCUAUGAAGAACAUCCAGAAGGCAAUGAAUAUUGAUGACAUUGAUAGAACUAUGGAUGAAGUCAAUGAACACACGGAGAAUUUGAAACAGAUCCAAGAAGCCCUUGCUACUCCUGUUGGUGCUGCAGUGGACAUUGAUGAGGAUGAAUUGGAAGCUGAGCUUGAAGAGCUAGAAGAAGCAGAGCUGGAAGAACAGUUAUUGCAACCAGCAAACCAAGCACCUGCAACACAGCUACCACCUGUCCCUGCUUCACGACGGCCUGGAUAUGCUCCUCCACAGAAAACCUCUCAAAUCAGUGCUGAGGAUGAUGAACUUGCAGCACUCCAAGCAGAGAUGGCUCUGUAAUCAAUACAUAGUAAAACCCAAAGAGAUGAUGUGUAUAACUUGAAAUAUUCAUGCUAACUUGUAUAUGUAAUGAUGACAUAUUUAUAUCACAUCUAAAAAUGCUAAAUGUAUUUUAUUGUCACCGAAUCACUCAGUUCUAUUUGUUACUAGUUGCAGUUUGCCAAUGAAAGUUUAGGUGAAACACCUUGUUUCAGAUGCUUUCUGAAGUGUAAAACCACUUGCUUGGUCGUUGCCAUGCUAUGGAGUGAGUUAAGCAGAUAGGUUUAACUUUGGGGUUGUUUGAUUAUGGUACCUCAUAUGUAUCUGUCAUUUCAUGCUAUAUAUUUUUGGGCAUGCUUAUUGUUCGA